Molecule: messenger RNA, 702 nt
Organism: Gigantopelta aegis
Lineage: Eukaryota; Metazoa; Mollusca; Gastropoda; Neomphalida; Peltospiridae
Product: angiopoietin-related protein 1-like
Exons: 1
Coding region: 1-549 (182 amino acids)
Source: RefSeq, a predicted model, not a curated record
AUGAAGUUUGGCGGCAGAACGAUAGUGCAGUACCGAGAUGACGUCACAGAAGACUUUUACCGAAACUGGACUGACUACCGGAACGGAUUCGGAUCUCUGGAUGCGGACUUCUGGCUGGGCCUGGAAAAGAUUCAUCAGAUCGUCAAAAACCGCGACGUCGAUCUCGUCGUCUUCAUGAAACUCGGCAACGGCAGCUACUACCAGCAACGUUACUUCAACGUCAGCGUCAGCGACGAAUCCGGCGGUUACAGGGUGGUGUUUUUACACAGCCGACCCGCCAGCAGUGUCCCUCUGGGGGACUCCCUGUCGUACGCUAAUGGGUCACAGUUCACGACGCUGGAUGUGGACAACGAUAACUGGACGGGCGGAAACUGCGCACAGACGCACACGAGUGGGUUCUGGUUUAACGCGUGCACGAAGUGUAACCCGAAUGGGCGCCUCCUGAAGCCAGCAGACGGGCUGACGUCGAGUUCCGAGGAAGUGUUUUGGACGCACGAUUUAGGGAACAGUGCUCCAUACAAAAUCAAGAUGUGGCUGGUUGUUCCGUGAUGUUGACAAAGACACAAGACAACACCUGCAGUUAAGACAAUGUCUAAAGCAAAACGAUCAAUAACACAACAACAAACACAACAACAAACAAAACAAAACAAAAACAAAACAAAACAAAACAAAAAAACAAAACAAAACAAAACAACAACAACA